ACCUGAGAUUUCUGAGUCAGAAUAAGAGUUGCAGAUGCUGUGGGAAGAACUAGCAUUUUGCAGUAAAUCUAACGACGUCAGCAACGAGCUUCCUUCAAAUAUGGAAGAAAUAUUAAUUGAUGAAACUCCAGCAGCAAAAUGUAAAAAAGGGAAUCACAAUCUGAUUCUUGAUCUUGAGGUUGGUUUGAAGUGUAUGAACUGCGGCUUCGUGCAGAGAGAAAUCCGAAGCAUGGAUGAAUCUGAGUGGGGAGAGAAGAUCACAAGGGAAAGGAGAAGAUUUGAUAGAUUUGACGAGGAAGAAAAUAGCAACAUCCUUGGGAAACUUGGGUUUGAAGCUCCUAACACGAACAGCUUACAUGAGGAUUGUGUUUCUUCUGAAGGAACCGUUUGGGAUAAGAUCCCAGGGGUCAAAUCUCAAAUGUAUCCUCACCAGCAAGAAGGUUUUGAGUUUAUUUGGAGGAACUUAGCUGGUACAAUCAUGUUGAACGAGCUCAAGGACUUUGAGAAUAGCGAAGAAACCGGAGGAUGCAUCAUGUCACACGCUCCCGGGACAGGAAAAACUCGCCUGACCAUCAUUUUCCUGCAAUCCUACCUAGCAUGCUUCCCAGAUUGCAAACCAGUGAUCAUUGCUCCUGCAAGCUUGCUUCUCACGUGGGCAGAGGAGUUUAAGAAAUGGAACAUAAGCAUUCCCUUUCAUAAUCUCAGCAGUUUGGAGUUUACUGGAAAAGAGAGUUCAGCGGCGCUGGGACUUUUGAUGCAGAAGAAUGCCACUGCUAGAACCAAUAAUGAGAUCAGGAUGGUUAAAAUAUACUCUUGGAUAAAAGCAAAGAGCAUACUCGGGAUCAGCUACAACCUCUAUGAGAAGCUUGCAGGAGUUAAAGACGAGGACAAAAAGACAAAGAUGGUGAGAGAAGUGAAACCAGACAAAGAAUUAAAUGAUAUCAGAGAGAUACUUAUGGGAAGGCCUGGACUGCUGGUUCUUGAUGAGGCACACACGCCUAGAAACCAGAGAAGUUGUAUCUGGAAAACGCUAUCUAAAGUGGAAACACAGAAACGUAUCUUGCUUUCUGGAACUCCUUUUCAGAACAACUUCCAGGAGCUGUGCAAUGUUUUGGGACUCGCAAGACCUAAGUAUCUGGAGAAGCUCACAUCCACACUCAAGAAGAGUGGGAUGACUGUAACUAAAAGAGGAAAAAGAGCUUUGGGGAACGAAAUCAACAACCGUGGGAUCGAAGAGUUGAAGGCUGUCAUGCUUCCAUUUGUGCAUGUCCAUAAAGGAAGCAUUCUUCAAAGGAGCCUCCCUGGUUUGAGAGAAUGCGUUGUGGUGUUAAACCCACCUGAGCUGCAGAAGAGAGUCCUAGAAUCCAUUGAAGUCACUCACAACCGGAAAACAAAAAACGUGUUUGAAACAGAACACAAGCUGUCUCUGGUCUCAGUCCAUCCUUCUCUAGUCUCUCGCUGCAAACUCUCUGAGAAGGAACGUUUGUCCAUCGACGAGGCUUUGCUUGCACAGCUUAAGAAGGUAAGACUCGAUCCAAAGCAAAGUGUGAAAACGAGAUUCCUCAUGGAGUUCGUUGAGUUAUGCGAGGUGAUAAAGGAGAAAGUGUUGGUCUUCAGCCAAUACAUAGACCCAUUGAAACUGAUCAUGAAACAUCUGGUCUCUCGUUUCAACUGGAAUCCAGGGGAGGAAGUGUUGUACAUGCAUGGCAAGCUCGAGCAAAAACAAAGACAAACUUUGAUCAACGAAUUCAAUGAUCCAAAAUCCAAGGCAAAAGUGUUCUUAGCUUCAACAAAAGCCUGCUCUGAAGGGAUCAGUCUUGUAGGAGCGUCAAGGGUGAUUCUUUUGGAUGUUGUGUGGAAUCCGGCAGUCGAAAGACAAGCUAUUAGCCGUGCUUAUAGAAUUGGUCAGCAGCGGAUUGUUUACACGUAUCACUUGGUUGCAAAAGGAACUCCUGAGGGGCCAAAGUACUGUAAGCAAGCACAAAAGGAUAGAAUCUCAGAGCUUGUGUUUGCAUGCUCGUCGAGACCUGACAAAGGAAAGGAAAAGAUUGCUGAAGCUGUGACAGAGGAUAAAGUGUUGGACACUAUGGUGCAACGUUCGAAGCUUGGGGAUAUGUUUGACAAUCUUAUAAUCCAACCGAAGGAAGCAGAUCUAGUUGAAGGUUUCAGCAUACUUAUGCCAUGAGUCAUCACCAACUCCAGGUACCAGGCCGGAAGAACUCUAUAUUCCGGGUCCAAGGAUGAUGGUUGCAAUUUAAUCUCUUCGCUUAUAUUAUCAUAUGCUAUUUCAUCUUUUCAAGACUUGUGUUAUGCUUUUGUGGGAUACUUUUGGGGAUCUGAAAAAAAAAACACCUUGGAUUUUGU
Camelina sativa (false flax) is the source of this 2364-nucleotide messenger RNA. RefSeq names its product SNF2 domain-containing protein CLASSY 3. Gene Ontology annotation, biological process: gene silencing by siRNA-directed DNA methylation. Gene Ontology annotation, molecular function: ATP binding. NCBI's taxonomy places the organism in Eukaryota, Viridiplantae, Streptophyta, Magnoliopsida, Brassicales, Brassicaceae. The record is from RefSeq and is a predicted model, not a curated record.